UCUCUCUCUCUCUCCUCCUCUCUCUCUCUCUCUCUGUACUGAGAUAUCUCGCAGCCGCCCAAGAAGAAGACCGUCUCUCUUUCUUUCUCUCCAGUUCUCGCCGGUUGGCCAAAGGCCGAAGCCUCGAUUUUGGUAGCGUUUCGUAUCGGGAUAAGCGUUUCGGACGCCUUCACAAGGAAGAGCGAGCGGAAAAGUGAGCGCGAUUUUGGCGUGGGAGCGAAGCUAAGCUGGAUUCCCGGAUCGGAAAUGUCCGCUAUCUAAGGGAUGAUACGGGGCUUUUCCGACACCGCUCCGAUCUUUCGGAUGCCGGUAAAAGAAGCGCGGGGCCCGAUCUAGGCGGCGGCUGGUUCUGGUUCAGGUUCCCGCCGUAGCGGCCGAGCUCGGCGGCGGCGGCGCCGGCUAGGUGGACCGGUGGUUGGGAGCGAGGGCCAGUUCGUGGGGUGGAUUUGGUUGGGAACAGUGAUCGAAGACUAGUAGCUGCUGAGAGUACAGGGCGAUGCCUGUGGAAUUGGAGAAUUCCUCCGUGAUGACCUUCUCCAACUCGGGCUCCGGCGAGGCUAGCGUCUCCUCCGGCCAGCAGCAGGCACCACCUCCUCCUCCGCCACCAGCCAAGAAGAAGCGCAAUCUCCCUGGAAUGCCAGAUCCGGAUGCUGAGGUGAUAGCACUGUCGCCGAAGACGCUAAUGGCGACGAAUAGGUUUGUGUGCGAGAUCUGCAACAAAGGGUUCCAGAGGGACCAGAAUCUCCAGCUGCAUCGAAGGGGGCAUAACCUGCCAUGGAAGCUGAGGCAGAGGACGGGGAAGGAGGCGAGGAAACGGGUGUACGUUUGCCCGGAGCCAAGCUGUGUCCACCACGACCCCUCGCGGGCGCUCGGCGACCUCACCGGCAUUAAGAAGCACUUCUGCCGGAAGCACGGCGAGAAGAAGUGGAAGUGCGACAAGUGCUCGAAGAAAUACGCCGUUCAGUCGGACUGGAAGGCCCACUCUAAGACCUGCGGCACCCGCGAGUACCGCUGCGACUGCGGCACCCUCUUCUCCCGGAGGGAUAGCUUUAUCACGCACAGGGCGUUCUGCGAUGCGCUGGCGGAGGAGAGCGCGAAGUCGCAGACGAACAACACCGCCGCCUCGGCGCCGGCAGCGCCGGAGAACCAGAAGGCGGAGGAUGACGGGAAGGCCGCUGCGGCUCCGGCACCGGCACCGGCACCGCCGGCGCCCGAGAAGUCUCUGCCUCCGGCGGCGAUGCCUGGGGCGGGGUUAUCGCGCCAGCUGGGGGCGCCGCCGGAGCAGCAGCGAGAACCGGAGAACCCCCCCGCCGGGAUGCUGCAAUACAUGCCUCCGGCACCGCCGCCACCGCCGUCCUCCAUCACCAUUGGCAGCAACAACAGCAGCGGCACGACGAGCAGCAGUGGGGGAAGUAGCAGCGGCACUAGCACCAGCCUGUUUGCGAGCCUCUUUGCCUCGGCCUCCGCUACCGCCGCGGCGCAGAGCACCACCUUUUCCGACCUCAUCGGCGCCAUGAGCCGCACCGACCGCUCCCUCGCUACGGAGGCCCCGUCGCUGUGUCUGUCCACUAAUGGCCCCGCCUCCCUCUUCUCGCAGCCACCUCAGGAGCGCCGCCCGUUCCUCCCGCCACCGCCACCGCCGUCCCCCCACAUGUCCGCCACCGCCUUGCUGCAGAAGGCCGCUCAGAUGGGUGCCGCCGCCACAAGCAGCUCCUCCUUCCUCCGUGGCUUUGGACUCGCAACCUCCACCGCCGGGCACCCGGAGGGCCUCAACGACGGUGGCUUUCAUUGGCGCCCCCAGCAGCAACAAUUGGAGCCGGAACCCACCCCAAUUCUGUCAGCUGGGCUCGGCCUUGGCCUUCCCUAUGAUACCGCCGCAGCCGCAGCCGCCGCCGCCGCCGGGCUGCCGGACCUGAUGAUGGGCCCACCGCCCUUGUUCGGACCAAAGCCGGCAACUUUGGACUUCCUGGGACUGGGGAUGGGACCAGUAGGUGGCGCCGCCACCGGUGGACUAUCGGCAUUGAUCACUUCGAUCGGAGGCGGCGGCCUCGACAUGGGUUCCGGCGCAGCUGCAGCAGCUUCCGCUGGCCGUUUUGGAGGAGGGAGCUCGCCAGGGAAGGCGUGGGAAGGGGCGGAGAGGAAGCCCAAUAGCCCUGCCAUUCUGUAGGCAUUUGCAAUGACCUCCAAUGGGUUCUGGUCCUUUUUUCCCCCUUUAUUUCUGCAGCAUCUAUGGGAAUUCAGUUUGCAGUGGGGCAAGUUUUAGAGGCUGGAGAUCGACAGACUGAGAACAUUCCCUUUUUCUUUGCUAGUUUCUUUCAGUCCUGUUCUUUUUCUUUUGCUAGGAAGGGGCCAAACAGGUUUUUGAAGGAUUAGAGCUGUUCAUUUCUGCCUUUUUUUUUACUUCUUAAAUAGUUUUUUGUAUUUUUGUUUUAUUUUGUUUUGUCGUCUAGAUAUAAAUACAUUUUUAUAUAAAUAUAUUUAGUAUAGAUAGGAUAUA
This is a messenger RNA of Elaeis guineensis (African oil palm), 2497 nucleotides long. RefSeq lists its product as uncharacterized. The record is from RefSeq and is a predicted model, not a curated record. Gene Ontology annotation, molecular function: DNA-binding transcription factor activity. Gene Ontology annotation, cellular component: nucleus. NCBI's taxonomy places the organism in Eukaryota, Viridiplantae, Streptophyta, Magnoliopsida, Arecales, Arecaceae.